CAAAAUGGGUGAAAGUUCACGGGCAAUCCCAGCGCUCGGACUUCGCCCACCCCUGCUGCCCUGCGUUGUGCAGGAGGACAAAAACAUUUGGCUAAUGAGUGACAAGAGUGCAGCAGGGCUGUCCCCUGCCAUUGCUCACCGUGUCCCCAAUCAGUGACGGGGGGUUUUGCAAUCCGGGAUGUUAUUUCUGUGCUGUUGGAGUUUAAACUUUGCCACUUGGGUCACGGCACCACAGAGGAGGAGGAAGAGGUGAAGGUGGAGGUGCCCCUGCUUGGUGUCUGCUGGCUCCCCUGCGCACCGAGGGUGUUGAGGAGACAGGACGAGGCGGUGGGAGCGGAACCUCGCACAUAGCCAUGGCCUCCGGCGUGGGCAGCCUCGACCUGCUGGACCUCCUCUUCGACCGCCAGGACGGGAUCCUCCGCAGUGUGGAACUUGGGAAACCACCAGGCACCUGGCACGAGGACAGGCGUGCCCAGGACAGUGAGGACUUCCUCAGCUCCAUUCUGGGCUCUGGGGACUCGGCAUCCGGCUCUCCCAGCUGGUCCCCAGCCACCAGUGACAGUGGGGUCUCCGAGGACACCCCCUCUGACCAGCUCGACAGCCCCCCUGGGUGCUGUGACAGGGGUCCCAAUGAGGUCCUGUACCCCUACACCAAUCCCUGUGGGGCUGUGCCCAUCCCAGGUGGGGCUGGGGUCCUGCAGCCUGAAGUCUCCAUCGACCUGGACAUGUGGCACCCUGGCUUCUUCCUGGAGGAGAAUCAGGACCUGCCUGUGGUCUCCCCACCUGCAUCCUGCACUCUCACUGUCAAGGACCUGCUGCUCUCAAGCAGCAAUGAUGCUCUGCCGGUGCACAGCUCCCUGCUGAGGCAGAACCAGGGCCAGUUCCAGGAGCUGGUGCUGACGGAGGACGAGAAAAAGCUGCUGGCAAAGGAGGGGGUGUCCCUGCCCACACAGCUGCCCCUCACCAAGUACGAGGAGCGGGUGCUGAAGAAGAUCCGUCGGAAGAUCAGGAACAAGCAGUCGGCUCAGGAGAGCCGCAAGAAGAAGAAGGAAUAUAUCGAUGGGCUGGAGAGCCGGAUGUCAGCUUGCACAGCCCAGAACCAGGAGCUGCAGAGGAAAGUCCUGCACCUUGAGAAGCAGAACUCGUCCCUCCUGGAGCAGCUGAAGAAGCUCCAGGCCCUCGUGGUGCAGUCAAGCAACAAGGCAGCGCAGACGGGAACCUGUGUUGCGGUCCUGCUGCUCUCCUUCACUCUCAUCAUCUUCCCCUCCAUGAGCCCCUUUGCCCCCCGCAGGGCCGAGGCAGACAGUGACUUCAGACCCGUGCGAGUGUUCUCCAGGUCCCUGCACAACGCAGCCGCCUCCCGCGUGGCUUAUACGCAGCCCCAGGCUGGUGACGAGAAGCCGCCGGAGCUGCUGUGGUCAGAGCGCCUGGGCAAGACCCUGCACGAAGUCUUUGGUGGGCACGCGUUCACCCCACGCCUGGACAAAGUGCCUCCCCAUAAUGACACGCAGCCACUUCCCUCCGAGGGGCUGAGCCAUGGGGAUGGGGACCAAAGUGUCCCUGUGUCAGAGGAUGGCACUGCAGUGCACCAUGGCCUGGCACCGCUGGCUUGGAGUCAGGCUGAGCACAGCAGGCCCACGGCGCUGGAGCCGGCCGAGGAGCUUUAGGCAGCAUCCAGGGACCAUGGGGGACACACUGGGGUGGUGCAGGGUGGCACCUCGGGGUGACCCCCUUUAGGAUCUGGCCCUGGGCAUGGGUGGAUGCUGGACAUGCUUGGCUUUGCUUGUAUCUUGUGAACUGCGAAACGAGACGGUUCCCAGUGGCCUUACUGGGAGGGGAGGGUUGGCUCCAGCCUCCUGUGCAGCAGGAGCUGCAGGGACCCUGGGCUGGACAAUGUUGCAACUGGUUGGUUUUGGUUUGGGUUUUUUUAAGCUUUAUUUUCAUCGCUAAAUACAAGAUAUUUUGGAAAAAAAUGCACCUGCUUUAAUUCAACAU
This is a messenger RNA of Pezoporus flaviventris, 1995 nucleotides long. RefSeq names its product cAMP responsive element binding protein 3 like 3 (gene CREB3L3). The record is from RefSeq and is a predicted model, not a curated record. The transcript has 10 exons. Bases 354 to 1667 code for a protein of 437 amino acids. NCBI's taxonomy places the organism in Eukaryota, Metazoa, Chordata, Aves, Psittaciformes, Psittacidae. Gene Ontology annotation, molecular function: RNA polymerase II cis-regulatory region sequence-specific DNA binding; DNA-binding transcription factor activity, RNA polymerase II-specific. Gene Ontology annotation, cellular component: nucleus. Gene Ontology annotation, biological process: regulation of transcription by RNA polymerase II.